Messenger RNA from Spodoptera frugiperda (fall armyworm), 1984 nucleotides. Its product is annotated as facilitated trehalose transporter Tret1-like. NCBI's taxonomy places the organism in Eukaryota, Metazoa, Arthropoda, Insecta, Lepidoptera, Noctuidae. The coding region runs from base 235 to 1698 and encodes 487 amino acids. The transcript has 5 exons. Gene Ontology annotation, cellular component: membrane. Gene Ontology annotation, biological process: transmembrane transport. Gene Ontology annotation, molecular function: transmembrane transporter activity. The record is from RefSeq and is a predicted model, not a curated record.
AUGGCGGCUAGGCGACAACCGCUUGGCAGUACACGCCGCGCCGCCGUCGAAUCCACAUGUGUAUAAAAUAAAUAAGUGACAGUUACAUAAAAUAUUACGAUAUUAUUUUAAAGUGUUUGUGUAUAAAUAAAGUUCAUUUCAAACAGAUGUCCAGAACCCAAACAUCUUAGAUGUGAAUAUUGAAGCUGAUCUUGGAGUCUCUGGGAGAAUAUCAUCAUCAUCCAAGGUUCCACCAUGACGGAGAGCACCUACAAGAGGAUGACUCCAUUCCUCAGACAGCUGCUGGCAGUGAGCGGAGUGGUGAUGUACAUGAUCGGCUCGGGAGAAAACAUCGCCUUCCCAGGAGUGCUGCUCAUGCAGCUCCGGGAGCCAGGGUCUGAGGUGCGGCUCACUCCGGACCAUGAGUCCUGGAUAGCCUCAAUCCUUGGUCUGGCGCUGGUCGCCGGCAUCAUGGUGGCUCCCUUCAGCCUUCAGAACCUGGGCCGCAAGAUGACCAACCAGCUCAGUUCUCUGCCUACCCUCGCAGGCUGGGGUCUACUGGCCGCGUCUAACGGACCUACUGCAUUGAUGGUCAGCAGAUCUUUAGUGGGUUUCGGCAUGGGCAUACACGCAGCAGCUUCGUCAGUCUCCAUAGCUGAGUACUCUGCCCCCAAACACCGAGGUGCCUUCCUCGCCACCAUCGCCUUCUCCUUCGCCACCGGAAUGCUGACCACCCAUGUCUUCGGAACCUUCCUGCCCUGGAGAACAGCGGGACUGGCUUGUGGAAGCGUCUACAUCAUAUCUCUAAUCCUGGUCACACUGGUACCAGAAACACCUCCGUACUUAGCCUCCAGAGGCCGUGUGGAAGAGUGCAAGAAAUCUUUCUAUUGGUUCAGAGGACACGACCCCAUUUCAGAAAAGGAAUUGAAUAUUCUUCUGCACAGCCAGAGGAAACCAGCAGUAAUACCUAUACGAGGAUCUAGAUGGCAGACAUACAGACAAACAGUCAGAAAGCCAGAAUUUUACAAACCCACCCUGAUCAUGAUGUUCAUGUUUGUGCUGUUCCAAAUAUCGGGAAUGACAGUAAUCCCGUCCUAUACAGUUCCGAUAAUGAGAGAAGUGACCGGCGGUGCCUUCGACUCGUAUGUUAGCAUGUUGGCGGUGGAUGUCGUCAGGUUUGUAACGGCUGUUAUAUCCUGUUUCAUAAUCAACAAACUCCCCAGAAGAACUGUCCUCUUCACGAGUAUUAGUAUCACCGUGGUGUCUCUACUAAGCACUGCCAUCCUCCUCUACAUCAGAAAUUUCGGUUACUUACCAGAUGAGUACAAGUGGACGCCUAUUGUUCCUUUCACUGUGUAUAUCAUCGGAAAGACCUUGGGAAUCCUGUCAAUACCCUGGGCUAUCGCAGGGGAGGUAUUCCCUCUAAAAUACAGAAGUAUAGGAGGUGGGAUUUCAGGAAUGUUCCUUUCUAUUAUGUUGUUCGUUGUGGUGAAAACUGCACCAUACCUCUUCGAAUGGAUCGGUUACAAUGGCACAUUCUGUGUAUAUGCAGUUUGUGUUGCCAUUUGCGGGAUGUUUUUAUUCUAUUUACUGCCAGAAACUAAAGGAAAGACAUUGCAUGAUAUAGAGUGCCACUUCAAAGGGAUUAAAAGUGAGAGUGGGCACGCGUUACCUGAAGGACAGAAGAUGUUGGACCUUAAGAAUGUGGAAUCUAGAUGAAGAGGAACUUGAGAUAACAGGAUGUGCUUUACUGCUUUGGUGCAGUUGGAGGGAGGAGUGGCUUUAUUUAAUACGUUCAAUGCUCCGGAGUUGCGAGUAUCUUGUCUUGGUACCGUCAUGUCACUGUUUUCAUCUGUCUAUUGUGACAAUCAUGAUUGGAACUUGAGACAAAAAGGAAAUUUGCAUCAGGUUCCGUCAUGUGAUGAACUAGUCAAGAGAAGCACUUCCAGAGCACUGAAAGUGUUAAUACGUAGUUACGAGAAAUAUAAACAGAUCAGAAAAGAAA